Molecule: messenger RNA, 890 nt
Organism: Thermothielavioides terrestris NRRL 8126
Lineage: Eukaryota; Fungi; Ascomycota; Sordariomycetes; Sordariales; Chaetomiaceae
Exons: 2
Coding region: 92-442 (116 amino acids)
Source: RefSeq, a predicted model, not a curated record
AAGUGAACACUCCUUGAACGCCAAAAACAAGCCAUCGCCAACUCUCGCGCGUGACCACCUAAACCCGCACAAUACCGCACAAUAACCCAAAAUGAACCGCCGUCCGCCCUCAACUGCACGCCCCCUCUCCACCUCAGCCCGCGUGCACCCGUCCUUCCUCCCCUACCUGCACAACGCCUCACGAAGCAAAGCCCGAGGCCUGAAAUGGAUCCCACCCCUGGCAGCCGCCGUCACAGCAGGCUACGCGGCAACGACAUACCUCGCCGGCGGAGAGGCUGAGCAACAGCAGCUACAACAACAACAGCGACAGGUCGAGGCCGAGCAGCAGCGGCGGCGGGAGGCGGCCAUGGCGGACGCGUACGGCGACCGUGACAGCCUGGAGGCGCUGGAGCGCGCGGUGCGCGUGUAUGAGGCUCAGCGCAGCAGCGGGGGAGGACGGUGAGCUCUUCUUUCUGAAGGAAGACUCCUGGUGAGGAACAGGGGGUGUGGUUGGUUUGCUGGUUUGGGUUGGUGGUGCCGUCCUUGUUCAUUUACUGCCUUUUGCAUGGCAUUGCAUUGAUAUCACGGCGUUUUCCCUUUCAUUUUUUUGUCAUUUCUUUUUUCUUUUUUCUUCUUUUCCUCCUUUUUUUCCCCCUGGGCGCUUGGGAGGGGUGCAUUUUUUCGGCAUCAGCGGGUAACGUUAGCAGAACGGGUGUUUUCGGAUCUGCCUUGGAUGGCAUCAUUGGCAUGUGAUAGUGUGGGUUGGAACGACGGGUUCAGCAGAGAGAGUCGGGAUGGGAUCACUUGGUUUGAAAACGAUGGGACUCUACUCAACCGGCCAAAAUAGAUCUCCUUUUCAUUUUAGUCUCAAUUACACAAACAAUCCCGAUCAACAUUGACUAAGAGACCGG